AAUGAGAUUUUAAAACCCUGAUUUUAUAAUCAGCCAUCAAAUAUUUAUAUUCCUUCUCAAAGUUAUUCUCCUCAUGUCUCUAAUAUAAGCUUGAACGUUGCUAUAUAUAAAUGUAAAGGCGAACGCAUAAGAAAAGAAAAAUGGAGAAUGAAGCUUUUGUAGAUGGUGAAUUGGAGUCUCUUUUGGGGAUGUUCAACUUUGAUCAAUGUUCAUCUAACGAAUCGAGCUUUUGCAAUGCUCCAAAUGAGACUGAUGUUUUCUCUUCUGAUGAUUUCUUCCCAUUUGGUACAAUUCUGCAAAGUAACUAUGCGGCCGUUCUUGAUGGUUCCAACCACCAAACGAACCGAAAUGUCGACUCAAGACAAGAUCUGUUGAAACCAAGGAAGAAGCAAAAGUUAAGCUCGGAAAGCAAUUUGGUUACCGAGCCUAAGACUGCUUGGAGAGAUGGUCAAAGCCUAAGCAGUUAUAAUAGUUCAGAUGAUGAAAAGGCUUUAGGUUUAGUGUCUAAUACAUCAAAAAGCCUAAAACGCAAAGCGAAAGCCAACAGAGGGAUAGCUUCCGAUCCUCAGAGCCUAUACGCUAGGAAACGAAGAGAAAGGAUAAACGAUAGGCUAAAGACAUUGCAGAGCCUAGUUCCUAAUGGGACAAAGGUCGAUAUAAGCACAAUGCUGGAAGAUGCUGUCCAUUACGUGAAGUUCCUGCAGCUUCAAAUCAAGCUCUUGAGUUCAGAAGAUCUAUGGAUGUAUGCACCUCUUGCUCACAAUGGUCUGAAUAUGGGACUACAUCACAAUCUUUUGUCUCGGCUUAUUUAA
Arabidopsis thaliana (thale cress) is the source of this 812-nucleotide messenger RNA. Its product is annotated as basic helix-loop-helix (bHLH) DNA-binding superfamily protein. Lineage: Eukaryota; Viridiplantae; Streptophyta; Magnoliopsida; Brassicales; Brassicaceae. Gene Ontology annotation, molecular function: protein dimerization activity; DNA-binding transcription factor activity. The transcript is spliced from 4 exons. Gene Ontology annotation, biological process: regulation of DNA-templated transcription. The record is from RefSeq and is marked reviewed. Bases 141 to 812 code for a protein of 223 amino acids. Gene Ontology annotation, cellular component: nucleus.